AUGAGCAACAAGUCCUGGCUCGAUCUGCUUCCUGCUCCGGAUCCGACAAUGUCGAAACGAUCGUUCAUCACCAAUAUCACACCUUUACCAACCCACAUCAACCGAGAGACAGCGGUGUCGUUGCUGCAUAACCACCAUGAGAUGAUCGAGCUGAAUCCUCUGGUGAUCGGGCAUGAGAAGACCAAGGCACCGUCGAACGCGACGUUGGAAGAGCAGGUGAACUGUAUAUGGUACCUGAUCACCGAUACGAUCAAUUAUCUGCCUGGAGGAGCGGCGAAGAGCGUAGUCAGCUACAAGGCAGGCUUCUACGACCUACCGAAUGGACUACAGACGCAUUGCUUCGCACCUGGUGGAGUGGACCUGAAGGCAAUAUGGCUGGUUGGAGGGAACAUGCCAGGCGAGAAGCCGGAGCCCGCUGAGCUAGGCAUCGCCAAGCCUUCAGAGGGACUAUAUCUACGAGAGGAUGUGGAGAUGAGGUGUAAUGUCUUCCUGAGCAACUUCGUCAAGCGGAAUCUCAAGAAGGCGCAUGGUGUGCUGGUCGAGCGGCUGCUCAGCAAGUACAGCGAGCCAGCAUCUCAGCCGCCACAACCUCGACCACCAUUCUUUGCGAGCAGUCCUACCGAAUCUGCUCGCUCCAUACGCCCGAUCAGCUUGCGAGACGACUCGCCUAUAGCGCCUUCGCUCACAUCGCUCAAUAUACCGGCAUCCAUAUCACGGAACUCGUCCUACGCUGCACCAUCUCCCUCGCACCUGCCGUCUCCAUAUGCUGAGCCAUGUUCUUGUGGCGCUGGCGGACACGAAGUGAUGUGUCCUAACUACCGAUACGGAGCUCCAGCGCCGAAGAAGCAGGCUCAAACUGUAGUCCCAAUCACGCAAACAGCGCCACCACCGUCCCUCGAUGCACGAUGGCCACCACGCGCAGCUGCCGCGCCUGAGGAUACUAAUGGGUCAUACUCGCCCGCUGGCGUUCACCCCGAAGCAGAUUGCGACUGUCGCGACGGCGAUCAUGCCUUCGCCUGCCAAUACUACACGAGAUCACGAACCGCACAACUCCCACAAGCUACAACAGCAAAUCGGCCAAUCGUGCAACAAGCCAAAGACAACAGCCACGGCCGCAUCGUCUGGAAACUCCCACCCGGCAGCAAUCCCAGCGUCGCAUACCGCUCCCCUCAACUCUUCGGUGAGCAGGCCGAGCUACCUGGUAGUACGACCACGAGUGUGCGAGAUGAGGACUGGGAUGCCAUCAAGGUGCCUGAGCUGGAUAGUACGGAGCUGUCGUAUUGGAAGAUGGGGAUUGUGGGGGAUUUGAAGAUGGCUCCUGAUGUGGAAUGUCGCGAUAUGGUAGUCCUGGAGAUGGUUUACAAUAGCGCAUACACCGAGAAAUCACUACGCCUUGUGCAAUCGUUCACCCUGGAGUCGAACGGUUUCCACCGGCUGUCACACACCAUUCGCUAUUCGAUCGACUGGGAGAGACCGACUUGGUUUGCCGUCAGCGACAUGGCAAUGCUCGAUCACAACAUGAAGUUCCCAACCCGGUCAUCGAACAAAGAGCCUGAAUGGUCAAGGAUCUGCAACAAUGUCUUUGACCAAUACCUGGACACCGAUGACUUAUUCGGCUUCGGCAUCGAUGGCCGUGAAAGAAGCAGCUCCAAUAACUCGGCCAAUCUGUUCGACUUCUCCACAGGGUCUGGCUCAGAACAAAGCCACCAGAGUGCUGGUACCUCGCCUAUUCCUUCCUGGGAAGCCAUUGCUGUGUCUGGCGCAGAGUACGUCGAUGCUCAGCCGCGUGCGAAAGAGCCGGUAGACUUCUGGACGAAGACACUAAGGGCGUUGGAGCAAAAUGCAGCCGCGUCAGAGAGGAAAGUGCAAACCCUACGCACGGCGAAAUUACAUCCGGACUUCUUGAGUCUGGGUGGCUGUCCAUCACCACCAGCUAUACCCUCCUCGCCUACCGACCAAUCAUUGUCCGUCCAGCGACGCAGAGAUCGAAAUGCCGCAAGCGGAAGCAAAGCAUCCCAGGCCAGAUCAGUCUCACGUGGGCGACCUACAGGUGUGUCAAAACCUGCGACUGGUAUCACAAACCCACACGCGACUGUGCGUAAAGCCAGCGCCAGUCCAAACAAGAUGAUGACACCGUCCCGCUACCGGGCAGGGUUUCGAGACGUGUGGACGGAGCGUAUCGAACGCAGCCCGAAGAAGUACGAGUUGCGCGUGCCUUCUCCGCCUGCAUCGCUACCGCCUUCGGCCACAAUCACCACGCAAGCGGAUCAGUUCGCUGCUUUCGGGUCGCCGACAGACUAUGCGCCUUUGAGUGGGUACGAUGAUCAGUUGUCGCCAUUGACGAAUACCUUUCAGCAGGCGACGAUACAUACGCCCUUGGCAUCGCCGUCGGCUAUCAAUGCUGGUGCGCAUGCCGCUAAUGGGUACUUUCUCGGCGGACUGCCGCCGGUCCCACCUAACCCAUAUGUUACUCAGACGAUUCCGCUGAACGACACGGCGCCACUAUUUCUAGAAACCACAUCGCCGCUGGUGACGAACGACAUACAAGCCUUUGACUUCGGCUUCUCAAGUCCGGACGUAGACCCUUUCAGCUCCGCGCCGUUCGCCGAGCCUUCCUACAAUACCGAUCACCUUCCAUUACAUGACCCGUUCGGAGGUUUCGAUGCUUCUGUAUUACCGUCCAUUGAGAGCCAUGGGCUGGCCACAACAGGUCUUGGCAUCAGCUGCGUCCCGCAUCUGGUCUCAAUGUCCAUGAUAGCGCCUGCAACCACGCUGCCCAUAAGGACACACCCGCAUGGUCUCCCAUUCACAACUCCCUUCUAUACUCCAGCACAAGGCUACGCCACAAUACCAAACACGCCCCACCGCCGCUCCGAGCCGCGACUGAGAUCUCAAACGCCCUCGCCACCUCCCACUGAACCUCGCUCAAGACGAAGUGCAUCUCAAUGCCGGCGAGCAUCACGGCAUCGCCGCACGAAGUCAACGAAUUGUACACCACGGCAUCAACAGAGUUCCGACAAGAAUGGCUUUGUCAACUUCACCCCACAUGAUAGUAACAGGAUCUUGAGUGGUGUGGCGCCGUCUGGGAGCUCGAAGACGAAAGCGAGGCGGGAGAAGGAAGCGGCUGAUAAGCGGCGAAAGUUGAGCCAGGCUGCUGUUAAAGCUGUCGUCGACGCGGGCGGCGAUUUGGAUGCUUUGACGAGUGCUGGGCUGUUGGGUAGCGUUCCGUGA
This is a messenger RNA of Recurvomyces mirabilis, 3231 nucleotides long. RefSeq lists its product as uncharacterized. The transcript has 2 exons. Bases 1 to 3231 code for a protein of 1076 amino acids. Lineage: Eukaryota; Fungi; Ascomycota; Dothideomycetes; Mycosphaerellales; Teratosphaeriaceae. The record is from RefSeq and is a predicted model, not a curated record.